UUUCCGGAUUGGAAGAAAGGUGGCGGCGCUUUGGGCGGAAUAGAAUGGAAGGAGAAUCCAGCAGACUGGAAAUUCACACUCCAGUUUUUGACAAGAAAAAGAAAAAGUACUCUGUAUAUAAGGAAGGACAUUUGAGUCAUCCCCAUGAAAGUGUCAGAGACUCCCCCCUGGCAAGCGAGCCAUCUCACAUAACCAAGAGUAAGAAAAAAAGAAAGGAUUGCCAGCAUCUUCUUCCUUCCCCUUUGAAAAAAUCAGAAAUUGGUGGUGAGACGAAAAAGGCCACUUCUGUACCCAAAAAGAAUAAAAAGAAAAAACAUAGGGCUUCAGAGAUGGAUGAGGAAACAGGUGUGGUGUAUGUCUUGGUGGAUAAAGAAAAUAUCGAGAACACACCAAAGAAUUUUAGGAGGGAUGUCGAUGUCGUGUAUGUUGACAUGAGCCAGGAACAGAAGCCAGCAAAAGAGCCUGAAGCAGACGAACUGCAUUCAGUUCCUAAGUCACAUAAAAACGAGUCAGAAGAGCUGCAUCAUAAAGUUAGGGAGACAAAGAGUAGAAAACAUCGGAGGAAAGUGGCCUCCUGGGAUGCUGAGCAGGAGAGCCUGCGUGCAAGCCUCGCUCUGCCCAAGUCGGAACCACACAAGCAGGAAACCCUGCUUCCUGCGGGCCCAGGAGGUGGAAUCCCACAACUACCAGCAUCGGCCAAUAAAAAAAAGUCUAAGAAAAAAAAGAGAAAAAUUGCACAUCAUCAGGAACCUGAGGCAUUGCCUGGGCCUGAGAGUCUAGAGAGCGUGUACUCCGAAGGAUGGCAAGGGGUUGGUGAGGUCGGGCCUGCAGAAGGCAGUAAGGAAGCCGGUCGUGUAAAGAAAAAGUCUAAGAAAAGGAAGCGAAGGUCUUCUCUUGAAAGUCCCGUAGCUCCUGGGGGUGAUUUUUCAGUGCCCGCAGAGAGAUUUGAGGACACACACCCUGAUUCACUGGAAGGUAAUGGUGCCCUGAUUGAAGAAAGAGCAAAACCCAGGCCACAGGAGGAGAAAACCCAGGCCUGUUUGGAAGAGGUGCAGAGGUUAGAACCUACAAACGAAGAGGAAAGACAUUUGGAAUUGGCCAGCGAUUCUGAAACAAGAUAUUUAUCGGAAGACUCCAGAGAUUCGGGUGACUCAGAUGUGGAUUUAGACUCGGCUGUGAGGCAGCUCCAAGAGUUCAUUCCGGACAUCAAGGAAAGGGCUGCCACCACAAUCAAGCGGAUGUACCGGGAUGACUUGGGGCGGUUUAAGGAAUUUAAAGCACAGGGUGUCGCUAUUAGAUUUGGCAAGUUUUCUGUAAAGGAAAACAAGCAGUUAGAGAAAAACGUGCAAGAAUUUCUAUCCCUGACAGGAAUUGAGAGUGCAGACAAACUGCUGUACACAGACAGAUACCCAGAGGAGAAAUCUGUGAUCACCGACUUAAAAAGAAAAUAUGCAUUUAGAUUGCACAUUGGAAAGGGCAUUGCCCGGCCCUGGAAACUCGUCUACUAUCGAGCAAAGAAGAUGUUUGAUGUCAACAAUUAUAAAGGCAGGUAUAGCAAAGGAGACAUGGAGAAGUUAAAGAUCUACCAUUCCCUGCAUGGGAACGACUGGAAAAAGAUUGGCGAGAUGGUGGCUCGAAGCAGCCUCUCCGUUGCCUUGAAGUUCUCCCAGAUCAGCAGUCCAAGAAAUCAUGGUGCUUGGAGUAAGACGGAAACCCAGAAACUAAUCAAGGCCGUUGAAGAAGUGAUUCUAAAGAAAAUGUCUCCCCAUGAGUUAAAAGAGGUGGAUUCUAAACUCCAAGAAAACCCUGAAGGCUGCCUGUCUAUUGUGAGGGAAAAACUCUACAAGGGCAUAUCUUGGGUAGAAGUAGAAGCCAAAGUAGAAACCAGAAAUUGGAUGCAGUGUAAAAGUAAGUGUGAUGUUCCUCCGUCUUAUGUUCAAACUAAAUUUUAUAAGCUGAAAGCUACCUGUGUUCCCUUUUGGCAGAAGAAGACUUUUCCAGAGAUUAUAGACUACCUUUACGAGACCACCCUGCCUCUGCUUAAGGAAAAGUUAGAGAAGAAGGUGGAGAAAACAGGCACCGAAAUCCAGAGUCCCGCGACCCCCAGGCAGGCCUUCCGGUUCAGAGACAUCUUCUAUCAUGACGACAGUGAGGGAGAAGGCGGGGAGAAGAGGUAG
Messenger RNA from Odobenus rosmarus divergens (Pacific walrus), 2177 nucleotides. RefSeq names its product transcription termination factor, RNA polymerase I (gene TTF1). The record is from RefSeq and is a predicted model, not a curated record. Lineage: Eukaryota; Metazoa; Chordata; Mammalia; Carnivora; Odobenidae. The coding region runs from base 45 to 2177 and encodes 710 amino acids. The transcript has 9 exons.